GAGCUUUCACGUUACGCGGAGGACCUGCAGGCCUCGCUUGCAGUGCAGCUUCUGUGAACGAAGCUUCAGCUUCCAUAGGCUUCCGUCGAAGGAAGGCUCGCAGAUGGGUCAGGGACUCUGGAGAAUUGCUAGAAACCAGCAAUUGCAACAGCAAGGAUACAGUGGACAAGGUGAUCUUACCAGGGACCAUGGUAGGAGGAUACCUGCUAACAAUGUUUCCAAUACAAGCCAUCGCAAACAAGCCCAAGGCGGCAUUGACAUCUAUCACCUGCUGAAGACAAGAAAAUCUAAAGAACAAGAAGGAUUCAUUAACCUGGAAAUGUUGCCUCCAGAGCUUAGUUUUACCAUUUUGUCAUACCUGAAUGCAACUGAUCUCUGUCUAGCAUCAUGUGUCUGGCAGGAUCUUGCUAAUGAUGAGCUCCUCUGGCAAGGGUUGUGCAAAUCCACUUGGGGUCACUGUUCUAUAUACAAUAAGAAUCCGCCUCUAGGAUUUUCUUUUAGAAAAUUGUAUAUGCAGCUAGAUGAGGGCAGUCUCACCUUUAAUGCCAACCCUGAUGAGGGAGUCAACUACUUUAUGUCCAAAGGCAUACUAGAUGAUUCACCGAAAGAAAUAGCUAAGUUUAUCUUUUGCACAAGAACACUGAAUUGGAAGAAGCUGAGAAUCUAUCUUGAUGAAAGGAGAGAUGUUUUGGAUGACCUUGUGACGCUGCACAACUUCAGAAAUCAGUUCUUGCCAAAUGCACUGAGAGAGUUCUUCAGACACAUUCACGCUCCUGAGGAGCGUGGGGAGUACCUUGAAACUCUCAUAACAAAGUUCUCUCACAGAUUCUGUGCUUGUAAUCCUGACUUGAUGAGAGAGCUUGGCCUUAGCCCUGAUGCAGUUUAUGUACUGUGUUACUCUUUGAUUCUACUUUCGAUUGAUCUAACAAGCCCUCACGUGAAGAACAAAAUGUCAAAGAGGGAAUUCAUCCGAAAUACGCGAAGAGCUGCACAGAAUAUUAGUGAAGAUUUUGUAGGGCACCUUUAUGACAACAUCUACCUUAUUGGCCACGUGGCUGCCUAAAAGCACAAUUUGCUAGCACUUAAAAUUUGUAAUUUUAAAAAACUACAUCAAUUCAAGAUAUUAAUUAUUUUGUAGAGAUGGGGGUUAUUUUAGUGCUGGUCAUUCUAACCUCUGUAUGCAAUCAAAGUUUGUGUGUGUAAGUGUGUGUAUGUGUAAACUACCUUUUCUAUCUAUUUACUGUGGGAACAGGAGAAUUUUUUUUUUUUCAUGAUUUUUUUUUUAGCUCUGCACAAAACAAUGCCAUUAGUCUGACACAGCCAUUUAUGAAUGUUAAACUGACAUUACAGUCUAAGCUGAAAAAGUGGUGAAUCUGUGCAUUAGAUCUGCUUGAAACUUUAAUAAGCUCAUUCUUUUUAGAAUACCAUGUAAUGUGUAUAUAUUUAACUAAAGAGAUUUAUAAUCAUAAUUAUUUUAUUGUAAAGAAUUUUAACUAAAAUUUCUCCUUUUAUCUCUUAAAUUAGUGUUUGACUUUCGUUUGCAUUCUUUUUACAAUGCUGACUACCUCAGAUACUUAAGUUAGAGGAACAUUGGUCUGAACAAUAAAGUUUAUUCUAGGAGAUAAUAGAACACUUGUAAAAUAUCUAAGCUGGUAUUUUAUACUAUAUUUAUUAACUUGAAUCAGCAUGUUGCCAAUCUGCUAUUCACUCAAUUUUAAGGAUUACAGGCUCUGUUUUAGAUGAAUCCUGAUGCCAUACAGGGGUAGCCAGGGCAAAUCAUGCAGUGUACAGAGAGGUUUACGUUAUUUACAUGCAUAACUUCUUUUGCAGAUACCAGUUUUUGAGAAACAGGGCAACUACAAUCACCUAUUCAGCGCAGUAAGCAAGAAAAAAUCUGAACAGGGAAAGUGGUAGGAGUGAGUAACAUGUUGCUGCUUUCAACUGGUUUCCUCGGUCGAGAAGUGUCAGUGAUGGAAAUGCCUUGGCAAAUUUAUACCAGAUGACUUGUUGCUAAAGCUGUUAAAAACUGACGCUGCAAGAUUAGAGCAGUGACUGUGCAGGAUUGGAGAGCUGCUCUUCAGAGUCAGAUACUGAAUUACUUUCUAAAUCUAUCAUGUAGCUAGAUUUUAGACAGCUCUAAAUUUAAGGAAAUACUUCAAAAAUUAGUUGUGUCUUGACAUUUUCUGAAGUGUGGAGAUUAGCAAUAGAACUGCUGUUCCGUGUGCAGGAAUUGAAUGAGGAUUUGCCUAGUUUUUGUUCAGACAACUCACGGAGCAGUGCUUCUCUUAAGUUGACAUAAAUGUAGUUGAAGAGCUGUUCCUGAUUAUGUAUGUUUACAUAAUAUUCAGCUGUCAGUAGCACCUGGAUACAUCAUGGUAACAAGUGUAUUCUUUUUCCCUACCAUACCAUGAGGUGAGGUGGGAAGGUAUUCUUAAUCUGUAGGACAGAACUAAUCUAAGUUUUUAUGUAGAAAGCCUAUUGCAGACAAGAAUUUAAUUCAGGAAUGACCCCACAGCCAUGCACUUUGCCUAUGCUGCUGCUUUCUGUUUGGCACCUAGGGAGUGUUACGUUUAUUUUAGAUGUGAGAAGGGCAGUCCAUACAAGGGCUACAUAAAUGAUGGGUAGAAAAAGAUGUAGCUAUUACUGCUAUUUCAGGUGUUUAUAGCUCUGCUCCACAAACUGAAAUUCAUGCAGAAGUACAUUUUUAUUAUGUUACCUUUAAUCUAGUGUAAAUGCAUUGCAUUUAUGUAGCAUACACAGCCAAAGCCAGGAGCCAGCAGUAUUGUGGCCAUGUUCCAGACAGGUUUACAGUAUCACUUGCCUUGCUCAGGAUAACUACUCCUCACCCAUUGUUGUUUCAUGUAUUGCAGAAAGUCCAAGGAUGCAUUCUGCAGUGGUCAAUUAAUCUCAAACACAAAUUAAGAGUAUAUGGUACAGUGGCGAGCUUUGUUCAAGGCAUAGGUAUCUGCUCCUGUAUUACAGAAAAAAAAAAUGGAAACUUUAAAUGUAAUUUGUAAAACCAACUAUAAAGCACAAGUGUCUCUGGACUCUUUUAAGUGAUCUGGACACAGCAAAAUUUAGUCUUCUAAGAAACGCUCCUCAAAGGUUACACACUUUAAAAGAAGAAUUCAGUGAAUUUUGAAAUUAGAACUUUUCUUGUUAGAAAAUAUUUUCUCCUCAAACCACAAACGCAGAGCAAGGCUUAAUUAUCUUCUGACUUAUUCGUAGGUUAACAUUAGUGAUAGUUAUGAUUUUGCACUAAUAAGAAAGAGAGUAUGAAUUUAGAGUCUGCUUUUCUCUUAAUUUCCAGUUACCUUAUACAGAACAAAGCCUUCAGGCAGACAGGAAAUGUUUUUUUCUGGAAUAGAUGGGUACAUCUAUUAGCAAGGUUUAGAAAACUUCAAGCCCAGUGUCACAGCCAAGAAGAUAAAUUAGAAACAGGAUGAUACAAUUCAAGUUUCCGUAAGACAAGUCCAGGGGAAAACAAAACCCUAAUGACAUGCAGAUAACAGCAUCCGAUCUUCACAACAGGAUUUUGAACAGUGUUAGAGGAUUAGCACCCAACUCAUGCUGUACAUUAUGUUACUAACACAGAGUGGAACUGAAAACAGCAAUCACAACAUGCCACGUGUGAAUUCCCUCAGAGGCAACCACAAAACAACUAAUGAAUACAGACAUUUCUUCUGUCUUUUUUCCAGUUUGGGUCUAGCUCUAAAGUGGCUGAGAAGUAAUUUUUUACAUGAAGGUAAACAAUUUUUUGUCUUAAAAGGAGAAAAAGAGUCUUAAUCAGGUGUAAUAGUACUCUUAAAAAAAAUGACAAAAAUUAUCUUGGUUGUCCUCAAAAAACUUUAAAAAAAACAAAGUUUAGGGCAGUGUUCUCUUCAAUGUCUCCAUGCAUAGUUUAAAAUAACGAUACUUCAUUGAUCCAAGUGUCACUAAGUGAUGUGGAAAAAGCUACUUAAUCAAGCACUUCAGAAGAGUUAGGCUCAGAAACUCAAGCCAAAUUACAUGAGCAUGAUCAUGUUUAUAGCUGCAAAGUGAUUCCCAAGCUAUUGUGAUUCCACUGCUGCAUGCCCUUUGAACUUUGGCCACGUGGUGUUGCCUUAACUCUCAACUGUAUGCACUGUACACAGCACUGAAGGAAGAGGUGAACCUGCAGCCCGUCCCCUGCAAACAUUCGCUGUUCUGUCCUGAAAGACACUGGAAUUGUUCUGAACGGCCCUUUCUGAAAGUUUGCUAACUUCAGUGUACACAGAUGUGGCAGAAGGAAAAUUUUUCUGUUUGUGUCAGGAAAAUGAGUGUACCUGUGUCCAUGUAAAGUGUCACUCAAAUGCAGCUCAUGUUUGCUUUUAUUAAAGUCUGAGGCUCUGAUUGCAUUUAUUGAAGGAAUAUGGCAUAUAUUAAAUAUUCACAUGGCUUAGCUAUAGACAGCAUCUGAUGUUAUGUUUUCUCAAACUCUGUUUCUGUCUAAAAUACUUCCCAUUCAAACUCUAAACAACACAUUUAUACAGCUUUGACUUUUAAAAUAAAUCAAAGCUGCUGCAACAUACAGAAGCCCAAACAAAUAUAAAUUUGAGAUGUGUUUUUUCAUUUUCAAGCACAUGAGAAAUUUGCAUUUUAGGAAGAAAAAUUAAAUUUGUUCUCUUUAACCUUUCCCUUCCACCCCCUACACUGGGAAAAGAAAAAAUGUAAACAGUUUCAAAAUACAGCUUUAAGAAAAUAAACUGACUAGCUGGACAAAUAAAUGUUAGUAUUUUUUCUUCAGUAUUCUGCAGUUUAUUAAUGUUCUUAACAAAAAUAAAUUUAUCAAUAGGAAUUGCUUUUUUUUGAAGUGGUAAUAUUUUUGUUCUCUGUUUAAGGAUGUCAUUGUGCAAUCUGAUAUUGUUAAUAGCUCUGUUUUUAGAAGACAAGUCUUAUUUUAAGCACUUAAACAAAAUUGAGAUGUAUCUAUUUGAUCAUGUUAAAAUGUCAAAAUUAUAAUAAGUAUUCGGGAAAAUCAGAUUUUCUUGCCCUCUAUUGAAUUAAGACUUUUUUUUCUUUUCAGUUAUUUCAUGGAUGCAUUAAAACUAAUAAACAUUAAGGCUGUUGACUUGUUCUCUGCCAUUGUAAAAUCUCCCACUCUAAGCGCAAAAGCACUAUUAAAAUGGGCAAAGAACAGGUAUAAACUAUUUCCUGUGUCUCACACCAGCACAUUAUGGUUUCAUUUUGCCUUAAAGAGAAAUACAGACUUUUAUAAUCUGCAUGUAAGAGUGAUUUUAGUAAUUUAAAAUUUUAUGUGAUAAUCUAAUAUUACUUAUGAGAUGUUUAAAGUUCAGACUUGCCAUGUGUAAUUAAAUCAUAAUCAAUUAGCUAGGAUUAGUUAUGGAAGUGUGUCUGUAAAAAACCUAAGAGAUCACAUUGUUCCUUUGUCACCUCAGUGUUUUUGCUAAUAUUAAUGUUAGUAAAUUUGCAGUUUUUCUUUCUUAUUCAUGUAAAUAUGUGUAGAGAAAAUAUUUAAACAGAAUACUCCCACUUCCUAUGUGAAAUUUACUUGCAUUAAAAACAAAUUUUCUGUACUUAAAAUAUGAGAAAAGCAAAAAACUUCACUGAAAGAAAAAAGAGGCUCCUGAUUUUCAGUUGUGUGGUUCACUGAUAGACCCUAAUAAAGAAAACAAGCAAAAAGCACUUUUCAGAUUCCUAGAAAUCAAAAAAAAAAAAAAAAUGCAUUUUUUUAUGCUUAAAAAUAAUGUAUGUGUACCUAACAGAAAUCAAGCAUGUUUUUGUGAAAGCAGUGCAGUCAGGAUACCAGUUAUUUUCAGAGAGAGUAUUCAUUUGUAAAAGUUAGCUUUUUUCUUGGCAGUGUUGGAGUGGAAUGUUGGAUUUAAUUUAAAAUGAUUAAUGAGAUUUUGUCAGACUCCCUGCCUUUACCACCACUGCAGUUUGUCAGCACAACAACCUGGGAAACCCGGACGCCACUCUGUCGCCCAAAACUGCUUUCCAGGAAAAAAUAAACCCGAGUAACUAGUGC
Messenger RNA from Cyanistes caeruleus (blue tit), 6007 nucleotides. NCBI's taxonomy places the organism in Eukaryota, Metazoa, Chordata, Aves, Passeriformes, Paridae. The record is from RefSeq and is a predicted model, not a curated record.